GGGUGGGAGGGGGAAACUAUUGUAUUAAUGAUCGUAUUACAGCGAAAGUUGUAUGAGGUCUCUAACCUAUAAAUGAAAGCUAGAGCGAAAGCAAAGGCGAACAGGGCUUCUUCUUUACACGUUCAUUGAUUCUUUCGAUUCGAUGCCUCUUUUGUCUAUUUGGCUGGUAAUUGUUCGUCUUUUCGAGACCUCAGCAGCUGUUUAUUCUUUUACUGGAAGUCGAGAUGUAUUUCAUAUACAUCCCACGCCGCAAGUGUGGACUGCAAGCGACAGUACAGUUAUAAAUGGAAUAAAUGAAAGCAAAUUUUUCCCGCUCUUCCGCCAGUUAUGGAAAAACAGUCGGUUUGGUGCUGUAUCUACAAAUGGAAGCGAAUCGGAUCUACGGUAUGCUGUCGCCGAUGUUUGCUGGGAUAACGAAAUCUGUUAUCUUGAAACUGGUCAAGUUGCGACUCGAAAAGGUGUGUGUCCUGAAGAUGAACGACUGGAAGAAUUCUCCAAUGUUGUGACAAAUUCAGGCGAAACGCUAAUCGGAGGAUCGUGUACCGGAGGGUUGCUUCUCAUGUGUGUGGUUAUUUACUUCCUAUACAAACUGCUCAAGGAUGAUCCAAGCGUUCAUCCUACGACUGGUCAUGUUCCUCAGCCGGAUGCUGCUACAAAUCAAAACACAGCUUCCAGCUGUCCACGUUGUCGUAGCGUUCCCAGCAGUCCACCUCCCGCUUACAAUCAAGUGUUUGCAAUGGGAGAAUGUGCUGACCUCUCAUGUGUUUGUAUGACUGCACCACCUGCAAAUUCUAAACAACCUACUAUCUGACCUAACAAAUGACUUUCUCCAUU
Molecule: messenger RNA, 834 nt
Organism: Orbicella faveolata
Lineage: Eukaryota; Metazoa; Cnidaria; Anthozoa; Scleractinia; Merulinidae
Source: RefSeq, a predicted model, not a curated record